UGAAUAGAUAGGAUUGAUACAAACACAAGAACCUUGGGAACCUAAUAUCUGGUUUGAUUUCAUGUUCUCCGCUUUGAAACUGAAACCUGCGAGCGUUGGUUCCCGCCUUUUUUGUGUUGGCUCUCUACAAACACAAAUCAACAAAACCAUAUGGCACCAGUUGAAGUCACCCACUCACCAAACCCUUCACCAUCUCUUGGACCAAUGUUCCUCCAUGAAACGACUCAAGCUUGUCCAUGCCCAGAUCAUUCUCCAUGGACUUGCAGCCCAAGUUGUCACACUGGGCAAGCUACUCUCUCUCUGCGUUCAAGAGGGUGAUCUCCGUUACGCACACCUUCUGUUCGAUCAAAUUCCCCAACCCAAUAAAUUCAUGUACAAUCAUUUAAUAAGGGGCUAUUCGAAUAGUAAUGACCCAAUGAAAUCUUUGUUGCUCUUCCGCCAGAUGGUGAGUGCUGGCUCUAUGCCAAACCAAUUCACCUUCCCCUUUGUCCUUAAAGCUUGUGCUGCCAAACCCUUCUAUUGGGAAGCUGUUAUUGUUCAUGCUCAGGCUAUUAAGCUCGGAAUGGGGCCUCAUGCCUGCGUGCAAAACGCAAUUUUGACAGCAUAUGUUGCUUGUCGUCUCAUACUAAGUGCACGGCAAGUGUUUGAUGAUAUUUCUGACAGGACUAUUGUCUCGUGGAAUUCCAUGAUUGCUGGGUAUUCUAAAAUGGGCUUUUGCGAUGAAGCCGUUUUGUUGUUUCAAGAAAUGCUACAGCUCGGAGUGGAGGCUGAUGUGUUCACCUUGGUUAGCUUGCUUUCCGCUUCCUCAAAGCAUUGUAAUUUGGAUUUGGGAAGACUUGUGCAUCUUUAUAUUGUUAUUACUGGAGUUGAAAUUGAUUCAAUUGUCACCAAUGCCCUCAUAGAUAUGUAUGCCAAGUGCGGGCAUUUGCAAUUUGCUAAACAUGUUUUUGAUCAAAUGCUGGAUAAAGAUGUUGUUUCUUGGACUAGUAUGGUUAAUGCUUAUGCUAAUCAAGGGCUCGUUGAGAAUGCUGUGCAAAUUUUUAAUCACAUGCCGGUGAAGAAUGUGGUUUCUUGGAAUUCAAUAAUUUGCUGCCUUGUUCAAGAAGGGCAGUACACAGAAGCUGUGGAACUUUUCCACAGGAUGUGCAUUUCAGGUGUGAUGCCUGACGAUGCAACUCUUGUUAGCAUUCUUUCAUGCUGCAGUAACAUGGGCGAUCUGGCAUUGGGAAAACAAGCCCACUGUUAUAUUUGUGAUAAUAUUAUUACAGUGAGUGUGACACUUUGUAACUCCCUAAUAGACAUGUAUGCAAAAUGUGGUGCUCUUCAGACUGCCGUUGACAUCUUCUUUGGGAUGCCUGAGAAGAAUGUGGUGUCUUGGAAUGUUAUUAUUGGAGCACUUGCUCUGCAUGGUUUUGGAGAAGAGGCAAUUGAGAUGUUCAAGAGCAUGCAAGCUAGUGGACUCUAUCCUGAUGAGAUUACCUUCACAGGGUUACUUUCUGCUUGUAGUCACAGUGGUCUUGUGGACAUGGGACGAUAUUACUUUGACAUAAUGAUUUCUACUUUUAGGAUUUCUCCUGGUGUGGAACAUUAUGCAUGCAUGGUUGAUCUUUUAGGGCGUGGGGGGUUCCUAGGAGAAGCAAUGACCCUAAUACAAAAGAUGCCCAUUAAACCAGAUGUUGUCGUUUGGGGUGCUUUGCUUGGUGCUUGCAGGAUCUAUGGGAAUCUGGAGAUUGCUAAGCAAAUCAUGAAGCAGUUGCUAGAAUUAGGACGAUUCAAUUCUGGGCUUUAUGUGCUUCUCUCAAACAUGUAUUCAGAAUCUCAAAGAUGGGAUGACAUGAAAAAGAUCAGGAAAAUAAUGGAUGACAGUGGGAUAAAAAAGUGUAGGGCGAUUAGCUUCAUUGAAAUCGAUGGCUGUUGCUAUCAAUUCAUGGUGGAUGACAAAAGGCAUUGUGCUUCAACUGGUAUAUACUCCAUAUUGGAUCAAUUAAUGGAUCAUCUAAAGUCUGUAGGAUAUCCAUGUAAAUCUUCUGAGGUGGAGGAAAUAUACUACUCUAGCAAUAUUUAAUCCAGCAUCAAGUUUGUUGGAUGGAAUGGUAUUAGCUUCAUAAAAUGAAAUGAUCGUUCCAUUCCAACUCUAAAGUUUUUCGAGUCUUCUCUUGUUUGAUGCAUGAAAUCAACAUUACUUUAAAUGACAUAAAUGUCGUCUUCUAUUGAAACAAAAAGAAAAAAAGAAGUCAACUUCUUUCUUGUAUAUAAGCCAUGUGUUUUCUUUGAAAAGUGUAAUAAUUGAUUUUUCAACAUUAAAAUCUGCAGGAGCUUAUAUUCAUGAUCCGACAUUGUUCAUUGUUGAAGGGGGGUUAACA
Molecule: messenger RNA, 2363 nt
Organism: Glycine soja
Lineage: Eukaryota; Viridiplantae; Streptophyta; Magnoliopsida; Fabales; Fabaceae
Product: pentatricopeptide repeat-containing protein At2g29760, chloroplastic-like
Exons: 1
Coding region: 62-2065 (667 amino acids)
Biological process (GO): RNA modification
Molecular function (GO): protein binding; RNA binding
Source: RefSeq, a predicted model, not a curated record